Asparagus officinalis (garden asparagus) is the source of this 1605-nucleotide messenger RNA. RefSeq names its product tyrosine aminotransferase-like. Lineage: Eukaryota; Viridiplantae; Streptophyta; Magnoliopsida; Asparagales; Asparagaceae. The record is from RefSeq and is a predicted model, not a curated record. Gene Ontology annotation, molecular function: transaminase activity; pyridoxal phosphate binding. Gene Ontology annotation, biological process: amino acid metabolic process; biosynthetic process.
AUGGCGAUUCCGUUCAAGCGGCUUGGUUACUGCGUUACUGCCGCAGGUGACCUCACGGUUCGUGCAGUGCUUAACAAGGUUAUAGACAACGUCGACGAGAGCAAUGGAAAGCCGAUGAUUGCUUCAGGUCGGGGAGAUCCAUCCAGCUUUUCAUGUUUCCAGACAUCAGAGAUAGCUGAGCAUGCUCUUGUUUCGGCGGUUCAUUCAGCCAGGUACAAUGGUUAUGCUUUCAAUGCAGGCAUGCCCUCUACAAGAAGUGCGAUUGCCGAUCACCUCAACAAUGAUCUUCCGUACAAGCUAUCCCCUGCUGAUGUGUACGUUACUAGUGGUUCACUUGAGAUCCUUCUACCAGUUCUUGCCCUUCCUGGUGCAAAUAUCGUGUUGCCGAGGCCCGGCUUCUCAUUUUAUGAAGCAAGGCCCGCUUUAAGCAGACUAAUCGAUCAGGUCCGGCACUUCAACCUCGUUCCAGAGAGAGGCUGGCAGGUUGACCUAGAUAAUGUAGCGGCUCUUGCAGAUGAGAACACCGUCGCAAUGGUCAUGAUCAACCCUUGAAAUCCUUGUGGGAAUGUGUUAACUCAUCGACAUUUGCACAAGUUGUUUUGCAUUAUUGCCGAGGUUGCGAAGAAGCUUGGCAUAAUGGUAAUAGCAGAUGAAGUGUAUGAUCACUUAACAUUUGGUAGCAAUCCUUUUGUGCCAAUGGGAGUAUUUGGGGAGUUUGUCCCUGUCAUUACUCUGGGGUCAAUAUCAAAGAGAUGGGUCGUUCCUGGUCGGCGACUUGGUUGGAUGGUGAGGAGUGACCCCAACGGAAUUCUUAAAGAAGCUAAGCUGAUUAACGCUCUUCAUGUAUUAAAAUCCUUUAUCGGCAAGUUUGUUAUAGUUUACUUCGAUGAUAUCCUUAUUUAUAGUCAGACUGAGACCGUGCAUCUGGAUCACUUGAGAGAGGUAGUAACGGCUUUGCAAGCGAACAAGUUGUAUAUCAAUUUGAAUAAGUGCAACUUCAUGGCCAGUAGCCUAUUAUUUUGGGCUUUGUCGUCAGUGCAGAGGGCAUCCAUGUUGAUGAAGAGAAGGUUUUCAAAGAUGUCAUACUUUAUUCCAUGCAAAAAGACAGCAGAUACUAGCAACAUUGUUAAUCUUUUCUUUCGGAAGAUAGUUUGCCUUCAUGGAGUGCCAAAAUCCAUCACAUCUGAUCGUGAUUCCAGAUCCAUCCCCGGUGAUCGUCCGAAACAGUGGAAUCUUGCUCUGACACAUGCUAAAUUUAUUUAUAACUAUCAUAUGGCUGAUAAGAUACGUGCUAUCCAACAUGAAGUAAAGGAGAAGAUAGAGAAGUCUAAUGCUAAAUAUAAGGCCGAUGCUGAUCGACCCAGGAGGAAGAAGAGGUUUGAAGAGGGAGUCAUGGUGAUGGUGUUUCUGCGAAAAGAGCGUUUUCUAGUGGGCACCUAUAAUAAACUGAAGAGUAAAAAAUAUGGCCCUUUCAAAAUACUGAAGAAGAUUAGCGACAAUACUUAUGUCGUUGACCUUUCUAUAGAUUUGGUUAUUUCUCCUAGUUUUAAUGUUUUAGAUUUAUUUGAGUAUUACCCGCCAAAAAAACUAUUCAUGCAAGUGUAA